Molecule: messenger RNA, 3989 nt
Organism: Puntigrus tetrazona (Sumatra barb)
Lineage: Eukaryota; Metazoa; Chordata; Actinopteri; Cypriniformes; Cyprinidae
Gene: plekha4
Product: pleckstrin homology domain-containing family A member 7
Exons: 19
Coding region: 329-3370 (1013 amino acids)
Source: RefSeq, a predicted model, not a curated record
UUUAUUGGCUUCAAAUGACCAAAUGGCUCCCCUUAUGUCCGAAACAUCGUGGCCAUAUUUUUAAGUGAAUUUGGCAGCUGUCAGGUUCCUGCGGAGCACAGCUGUGGUCAUUCAUUCCUCUCGUUCUCUCUCCCUCACAUGCUCUAUGAACCCAUCCAGUGGUCAGAGAGAAACAGCUGUUGUGUGUCACUCUGAAGUUAUGGGUCAGCAGCACCCAGAAUAGCACGAAGACAGAGUCCCGCAGCACUUCUUGAGCUCUUCUGUUAGGUUUGUGAGGAUAUCGGGCAAAUCUGGAGCGCGUUACUGUACGAAAAAUCCUUGAGCUCGGAUGGAGGAUCAGGACAGGGUCAGCCAGGCCUCCAGCAGCGCCACAGUGUCCUUCCUGCCGGUCAGAGACAAGUGCCAUGAAAAAGUGCAGACGUUUGGAAAGAGAUGUCAAGCGGCGAAGAGAGACCCCAACUGUGCCGUGGUGAUCAGAGGAUGGCUGUACAAGAGGGACAGCACUGGACUCAAAUUAUGGAAAAGAAGAUGGUUUGUUCUCUCCAAUUACUGCCUGUAUUAUUAUAAAGACAGCCGUGAGGAGUCUGUCCUGGGCAGUAUUCCUCUUCCCAGCUACCGGAUCCUCUACUGCUCCCCCAGGGAGUGCAAGAACCGCAAAUAUGCGUUCAAGGUGGUUCAUCAGGGCAUGCGGCCGUACAUCAUGAGCGCUGAAACCCAGGAGGACAUGCUGGGUUGGGUCAAGGCUCUCAGCCAAUCAGCAAGCAUGGAGGCUGAUGACAUCAUCAACAGGCGCUGUGCCAGUUUUCAGGACUUCACUCAGAUGGGAGAUAACGCCGAAACCAUGGAGCUCCAGCACACGUUUCCAAAACAGGCCGUCACAAAACUGAGCAGGGUCCAGACAGAACCGACGCUGCUGGAUCAGGACGGGACGGGAAUUAAAAUGAAGACACCAGAGCUGAGAGGAAGACACGAGAGCAGAGCGAUCGCACCUGAAGCUACUAAGUAUUCUCAGACUUUACUGAACGCAGAAGAGGAGCCUCUUUCCUUCCUACAUCCGAAGGCAACCUUCAAGCAACCUUCAUUUCUCAGAGAUCAGUAUGGGUCUCCGUGUCAGGGUAACGUGGGCAGAACAGAUGUCUGGCCCUUGGAUAACUGCUCGAGUGCUCCAAUAUCCCCCUGCAUCUACACAGAGAGAGGACUUCUGCUCGACAAGCCUGAGUUUCCAUGUUCUGUGUGCUACUCUUCCAACUACCACACGGCAGAACACGUGGCCAUGUGCAAGGUAGGUAAACCAGACAUCGUCCUAGAGAGAGAAAUCCAACCAAUCAGAGAUCUGGAAAACGAUACAGAUGUGGUUCUGACCCGUCUGUGUGGUUGUGAUAAACUGCUGCAGUCCGUCUCUAUGCAGCUGGCUCAGUUACAGGCAGAUAAGAAAAGCAUUGAGUAUACCUUGGAAAUCAAAUGGCUGGGGAUGGAAGACGGACUUCACGGAGAGCAGGAAGUAUCCCAGAAGGCUUUGCUUCAGGAGGAGCUGGUUACACUCAGAGCCAGAAUUUGUGAUUUGUCAUCGGAGAUGGACAGCUUGUGGAGUGAUUAUGAACGGAUGGAGAGCGAGCUGUCAGUUUUUCACUCUCAUCUCCAGCACAUCCUUCACUUUGGAACGCCGCAGGAGCAGAUUCAGGCUCAGAGGCAGCUCUGGAUGAUGGAGGACAUCUUGUGCGGUUUGAGGCUGAACAAGAACCGCUUUAUGGCCUUACUGGGUCUGCAAAGGCCGGGUGCUCCUCAGCCGAAACCCGUUUCCUACUUUGAGGGCGAGUUAGGAGGUCUCGGCAUGGAGUGCUUGACCGAAGCGGAGCAGCAGGACUACAUGAAGAUUCACCAGAGUUACAAGAAAUGGACCCAAGAGAGUCCAGCCAGUGACAGCCGGAUGAGUUCUGAACAGGACGCCUCCCAUGAACCGCUGCGUCUGACCCGCGUUGUGACUUCUACCCUCCCGUCGUCUCUAAUCGCAGAACGCAUUUACGUGGAUGACCCCUAUGCUGAGCCACCCGAACAAAUCAGUCUACAGUCGGGACUGAGGAGCAGCCAGAGGAGAGCAGCAAAGAAACCCAGCAGAACUCUGCAUGAGACCGCUGACAAAAACAGACACUUACACUGGGCCGACGGACCGGAAGAGAUGCAACAAAAGAAACCAGCUCCGAAUCACUACACCGGUGCCAGAGAGAAGGCCCUGGCCGACAGAAAGGUCUGGACACACCGUCAACAAGAGCUUGAGCCUGGAGCCUUGUGCCUCACAAACUCUGAGUCUGACUGCGACGCUGCCGUGAGCUCUCACAAACGACAAACUAAACCCAGACACACGGAUAAAAGAGACAGAAAUAUGAGUGCCGCCAGAGAGCACUUCAUAGACGACAUUCAUCCCUUGAAACUCAUUACAGCCAGUGAAAAGGAGUCAGAGAAGUACACAGCAGAUUCUGCUGUUGUAAACUUUAGUAACGGCUACAGCGGUGACAAGCGCAAAUUUAAAAGCCAGAGCAGUGAGUCGGCCAACCUAAUAAAGCCACAAUGUGGUGAUGCAAAAGCCCACAAUGAAUUCAAGGACAAAACAUCGCAACAAUCAUCUCGCAACGACAUUAUCGUCAUAGAAAGCCACUCUAUCAAUCAUAUUUCAACUCUUACGGUGUUUAAGGGGCAUCAGGGAAACAAUCAAACGCACAAACCUCAUAAAAAGAACAGAAGUUCUGACCGACAGAAGUGUUCGGUCUCCACCAACAUGAAAUCUGAAUGUUUUCUGACAAGUAACAGACAGAGCGAGUUAGUCCCGGUCUACGUUCACGACGCAAAACCUCUGGAAUGUAUCCCUCCAGCGGAAAAUCAACAACCAGGCCAGGGAACCAAUCAAACGCUUGAUAAACCAGAGGAAGCAGACUGUGGGCGGAGCCAUAGUCCAAAAACAAUAUACGAAAUGGCACAAGCUCAUGGAAUAAAAGAAACGCCCAAUCAAUUGCCAGAUGCUCAACCAAUCACAUCGUCUGACAAUCAUUUGACACCCCCUUCUGAUCAACCCAAGCCAGAGCUAUGCAUUUAUGAGGAAAUCCAAUUCUGCUCACCAAGACCAGCAGACGUUGAAGAGAAUCAGAGGAAACAAACCAGUGGAGAUGAAACACCAACCGAACCUGGACCGUCUCACACUGACGCCAAUGGAGAGCGCAGUCUGAAAAACCCAGAGAAAAGUCAAGCAGGAAGUGACGCUACGUGCCAGAGAGAGAAAAAGCAGAACGUUUACAGCUCCUUAAUAAAAAGCUCAGUGAUAAAUCAUCACGUUCAGGACUGCAGGCCGCGGAUAACCGUGGUCAGCACCAGCCUGUAGAUUAGAGAGAGGCUGCAGAAAGGGAAGAGUCAACAGAAAGCAAACCGUAAAGUAUUAAACAGACAAUUUAAAGCUUAUAUAUAAUCAUAUCAUUUCUUGUGAAAGCGCAGUUUUUGGUGAGAAUGGGUCACAUUGGUGCUUAUGAAACACUGUGAUCAUUUUUGUGUCAUUUAGCAUCUGUUAUAGAUGCACAUGCGUACAUUUCUUUAACCACCAAGAUAACGCCUCUAACUGCAUAAAACUCUUAAGGUUAAUACUUCUCACUUUAAUCGGUUAUCUGCUUUUUGAUUCGUUUGAUCAACGAUAAUCUCUUUAGUGGCUUAUUAAUGGCUUUCUGUGAUUUUUCCAAGUAAGACAGUCAUCCUUGAUCAACACUUUUGUUAGACUUCCUACAAACAGACACAUUUUUACAAUUUCCUCAAUGUAAAAGUACGACUAUCUGUCUGGCAGAAGUAUCGGUCUAGAAGCAAAUAAAAGUUGUUAAUCUAGGAAAAUGCUCUACGUGGCAAAAGUCAUAAUAUAUUAUAAGUGUUUUUAUUCAAAUAACUUUGUACUUUCAUUGCAGUGUUAUGUAAUGCUGUUUUUGCAUGCUAAUUAAAUCUUGUGUUUUGAUCCUAAA